Messenger RNA from Chrysoperla carnea, 721 nucleotides. RefSeq names its product neurogenic locus notch homolog protein 3-like. Bases 127 to 507 code for a protein of 126 amino acids. The transcript is spliced from 4 exons. The record is from RefSeq and is a predicted model, not a curated record. Lineage: Eukaryota; Metazoa; Arthropoda; Insecta; Neuroptera; Chrysopidae.
ACAAGCAGAUUUUGAAGCUGUGCCCACGACAGUCGCUCAUUGGGCACUCCGUCUCUUAAAUGUAAUAAAUUUAUAUAUACAUUCAUUUUUCUUCAAUACACGUUUUUUUCAUUGUUGUGUUUAAUAAUGGAUUUAUUCCGUAUUUUUUCUUUUUUUAUUGUGCUUAUACUAGGAUUACAUCUGGGUAGCAGCUGCGACCUAAACAAUGCACGUUAUGGUUGUCGAAUACAAGGUGGAAGAUGUGUAUGUGGUAUGGCGUGUCUUGACAAAUCUUCCUUUGCCUCCCGGAGUUCUUGCAUGUCUGCACUCAGAGGUGCUAGAAGGGAUAUUUGUACAAUGAGCCCAUGUGAAAAUGGUGGAGAAUGUUUAAAAGUAACGCAAGAACCUGGUUAUAAAUGUCGAUGUGAAGGAACUGGAUUUCAUGGCGUUCGAUGUACCAAAUCUUGUCCCAGUCCGCAAAAUAUUGCAGAUGGUGCACAAUUUCCAUACGAAUGCAUUGUUAUAUGAUCUCGGGUCAGAUCUACUUAAUGGAAAUUUUUUUAUAUUAAAAGAACAAAUUGUUAAUAGUAGUUAAUAAGAGUCUAGCUGGAGAAUCGAAUAGUUUGCAUGGGAACAGUAAAAUCAAAUUUUCUUAAAAAUUUUGUACAAACAAAAUAUGUGUUAAAUAUAAUUAAAUUAACUAUUUUUUACUUUGUAAUGUUUCUAGGUAAUGAUUUUUAAA